Triticum aestivum (bread wheat) is the source of this 1625-nucleotide messenger RNA. RefSeq names its product E3 ubiquitin-protein ligase RNF14-like. NCBI's taxonomy places the organism in Eukaryota, Viridiplantae, Streptophyta, Magnoliopsida, Poales, Poaceae. Gene Ontology annotation, molecular function: ubiquitin-protein transferase activity; zinc ion binding; protein binding. The transcript is spliced from 6 exons. Gene Ontology annotation, biological process: protein ubiquitination. The record is from RefSeq and is a predicted model, not a curated record. Bases 79 to 1593 code for a protein of 504 amino acids.
UGAUAGACUCGGGUUCGAUCUUGAUUCUUGAGGUACUACCCACGCCGACCGACUCCACGGCAACUCCGAGCUCCCGCCAUGGCAGCAUCGUCCGCCGGUACCUCCUCGUCGUCGCGGGCAAUCCUAUCCCACCGCAUCCCCGACCCAGGUUUCUCCACCGAAGCGUCCUCCUCCUCGCCCUCGGCGCGCGCUGAUGGGAGCGACGAGGACAUGCUCAACCUGGACUUCCCGUGGGUGGCGGCGGCCGAGGCGGAAUCCAUACUGGAGGACGCCGCUGCUACGGAGAGAAUUCACCUUCGCGCCGCGGAGGAGGAUGAAGAGGGGAUAAGAGUCAACCAGGAGCGACAGCAGGACGAGCUGAUGGCAUUGGAAGCAAUAUAUGGGGAUGACCUGGUUGAAUUUAAAAGCAAAGGAGGGCUCCGUUUUUUCCAGUCCUAUCCUAGAAAAGACCCCCCAUAUUUUACAGUCACUGCCAAAUGGAUGGAUGGGUCUCAAGUUUGUCAGAUAUGUGAGAUGCUCGACGACAUCUGGGCACAACUCCCGGGGCAGGAAGUGGUAUAUCAGUGGGUUGAGUGGACCCGCAGUUCGUCGUUGUCGCACCUCUGGAUUGAUGGCAAAAUAAUAUUAGGUCCAGGCAGCCCAGCACACAAAUCAGAUAAUCGUGCUAUCUCAAGAGGUCUCCCAUUGAAUUAUGUAAUCCCUUCGAUGCUCAGCUACAGUAGUAAGAAGCGUCGUAAAGCUUUUCUUGAUGAUCUUCAUAUGUGCCUGAUAUGCCUUACAGAGAGCAAUGGUUCAAACUUCAUCCAGCUGCCAUGCCAGCACUUGUUUUGUGCCACGUGCAUGGAGACCUUCUGCAGGAUACAUGUGAAGGAAGGUACUGUGUUCCAAUUGGUGUGCCCUGGCACCAAGUGCAACGCUUCUAUUCCGCCGUAUCUGCUAAAGAAUCUUCUUAGGGAAGAAGAGUUUGAACGUUGGGAUAGGCUUCUUCUUGACAAAGCAUUGGGCUCAAUGUCAGACGUGGUCUACUGUCCAAGGUGUUCGAUGGCUUGCUUGGCAGAUGAGGAUAAGAACGCGCAAUGUCAAAGUUGUUUCUUUACCUUCUGCUCAGCUUGCAAGGAUCCACGCCAUUUAGGGAGACAGUGUUUAACUCCAGAACAAAAGCUCAAGGCAUCAGGCAAGUUAACUGUGAGGGAGAUGGUGCAGGAGAUGCUGAUGAUCAGAUCGUUAUACAACGAUGCUAGAGCAUGUCCAAACUGCCGAAUGGUCAUUAGCAGAAGUGAAGGGUGCAACAUGAUGUAUUGUGUGAACUGUGGCAAGUCGUUCUGCUUCCGUUGUGGCGAGGCCAUGACUGCUAGCAAUUAUAACCAUUUCAGUAAAUGUGGGCUCUUUGCGCCGCAAAAAAACGACUAUAACACAAAUGAUUUGGAGAAGCGACUGAAAGAGCUAGAAACCGCAGAACGCGUGGCUCAAAUGCAUCCGUUAGGCAGCACCAUCGAAUGCCCGAAAUGCCGUCAGAAAAUUUUCAAGGUAAGGAGACCUGUCUUAUUCAAUCUGCAGCAUGGCAUGAAUCUGCAAGGGAUGACCAAUUUCUAGCAUGGCAUGAAUCUGCAAGGGAUGACCAAUCU